Molecule: messenger RNA, 2229 nt
Organism: Spea bombifrons (plains spadefoot toad)
Lineage: Eukaryota; Metazoa; Chordata; Amphibia; Anura; Pelobatidae
Product: zinc finger protein 845-like
Exons: 2
Coding region: 106-2190 (694 amino acids)
Source: RefSeq, a predicted model, not a curated record
UCACUCCCUGCCCCUCCCCCUGCACACUUCCCAUAAUGCAAUGUGCUGGGAGGGCAGUUUGCUGCAGCAGAAGCAUAGAGCGGCUGAGGAAUAGAAGCCGCCGCGAUGUACGGAGGACGCGGGUCUCGGGAAUCGGCCGCAGAGGAGCUCCUCCCUUACGCCGUUUCACCCGAAAACCUUUUUAACCGCAAGGAGCCGGAUCUCACCGAAGUCAAAUACGAGGUGCAGGUUGAGAUAGAAGGACAGGAUCUUUCCAACAUGGCCGACACCAGUCCCACGGAGACCCUGCGGCCCUUUCAGUGCCUGGUGUGCGGAAAGGGUUUUGGUCACAAACACAACCUGGCAAAGCACCAGCGGGUUCACACGGGCGAGCGCCCGUACAGCUGCGAGCAUUGCGGCAAACGCUUCAGACAGAAGCAACAUCUCACCAAACACCUCCGGCUCCACAACGGGGAGCGGCCCUACAAGUGCCACGAGUGCGGCUGCGGAUUCAGCUUAAAGCACAACCUGACCACGCACCAAAGGAUCCACAGCGGCCAGAAGCCGUGCUCCUUCGCUCAGUGCGACAAGACCUUCAGCCGCCGGGAGAACCUGCUUAUCCAUAAAAAAAGUCACGAGAGGACAAGAGGAGCCGUCGGUGACGUGGAAGCGGGCCAUACGUCCACCCAUCCCCCCGGAGAGCAGGACUUCCUCACGGCAGACCUGCCGGCCCACCACAAAGCCGGCUCUCCGAGGAGGAGAGAACCGGCCGCCGUUACCAAACCGUUCAUAUGCCCCCAGUGUGGAAAACGCUUCGGCAACAAGCAGACCUUUGUCAAUCACUACCGGAUACACACCGGUGAAAGGCCCUACUCCUGCCCGCAGUGCGACUGGUCCUUCGUGCAGAAGCAGCACCUAACCAAGCACAUGCGCGUCCACACCGGUGAGAAGCCGUACAAGUGCAGCCAGUGCGGGGGCAGCUAUAGCACAAAGUACAACCUCUUCACGCACAUGAAGAUCCACAGCGGAGAGAAGCCGUACACCUGCAUCCACUGCGGGAGGGGGUUCAUCAGCCGCAAAACCCACCACUUACACCAGUCCAUUCGCUGCAGGAAAUUACCUCCGACGCCGGCUCCCCCUGGCAGCGUUCAGCAGAAUCCACCAGAAACACAACCGGAGCGUACUACGACCCCAAACAGCCACAACAAGAAAGGGUUCGUACAGUGGGGGCCGCAGUCUGGUCUGCCGACAUAUGACUGUAAUGUUUGCGCCAAAAUCUUCAAGCAUCGGCAGAGUCUAAUCAGACACCUGAGAAUCCACUCGGGGGAGCGGCCGUAUACCUGUCCCGAGUGCGGCAAGACCUUCAACCGCAAAGGAAUCCUCACAGUGCACCAAAAGACGCACCAACGCCAAGCCAUGCGUCAGGCCCUCAACGCACAGAUAAUGAGCCCAGGAGACUCCGCUGCGGAGUCAUCAGGAAUGAAUAUCCUGGAGCGGCGGCAUCAGGAGGAGCUCAGGGGCCCUCACCCAGAAGCCGGCGUCCACGCCAGUGAUCAACGCGUGAAAACAUUUAAGGAGAAACGACUCCUUACCAAGCGGCUGCCCAGAGCUGAUAAGCCGUAUACGUGCAACGAGUGCGGGAGAAGCUUCAGCCUCAAGUACAAUCUUCUUGCCCACAAGGGAUCCCACUCCGGAAAGGCCUCGUACCCCUGCACCAAGUGUCUGAAAAGCUUCAGCAGCAAAGACAAACUGCGCUCCCACCAGAAGCUGCACUUCAAUAAGUCCAUCGCGCUUCACGACCAAGGGACCAAACGCAUCCACGGUCGGCGCGUUUUCGUAUGUCCGGUGUGUGGAAAGACCUUUAACCAAAGAUUCACCCUCGUCAACCACCUGAGGAUCCACUCUGGAGAGAGGCCGUACUCCUGUCCGGUAUGCAAGAAAAACUUCACUCAAAAACAGCAUUUAACCAAGCACCAUCGACUGCACACCGGGGAGAAACCGUACUCCUGCCAGGACUGCGGUCGCACCUUCAGCCUGAAGCAUAAUCUGACCACCCACCGGAGGAUCCAUACCGGUGAAAGACCGUACGCCUGCGGCCAAUGCGGCAAGAAGUUCAACCGCCGCGGUAUCCUCCUCAUUCAUGAAAGAAUUCACCCCAAGCAGGAAGAGCUUACAGAGGAAGGCGCCCAGAUCGUUGUGGUCGUGGAGUAGGAUGGCAGAGAGGAGGCCUUCAAAGUGGAGGUCAUCUCC